UGUACCAUCAUUAUCCGAGGACACCCAUCGUCCGAUUUGCUUAUGAAUCAGCCGGCUGUUGCUGUAACGUUAUUGGUAUAUGUUCUAUGCAUGUGUCAGUGUCCUUAACAUUUUCUGUGCCAAUGUGAAGACGGUGGGCAGCGGCGUCGACACACAGCUGACAUCGUCUCUUACGAGCAACAUCCGGAAUUGAAGGAGUUCUGUGCUAAUAUAAUCCCAUCGUUGUGCUAAGUUUCUUCCGCUCUUUGUUGUCUCUGGGCUGAUAGACAUUAGGCAUACGCGUGUCUUCCCAGACAAGCGAAAUUCACUUGUGGCCGACAUUGGUAGUGGGAGAUUUUCCCGGGAGGAUUGUACACGGCCUUCCUGUUCCAGUUUAGCUGCACGGGCAUGUAGCCAGCUGGAUUGAUUCGAGAUUUGAUCAUAUCGUACCGAAAUAAUUUCCUUAGAUAAUACUUUAACUGGAGCGGCUCUGCUCUGCGAUUUUGCUCGUCCAAAGGUGGAAAUUGCUGAGUUCAGUUAGAUCGCGGAAAAUGGCAUCGACUGCGUAUAUUCUGGUAAUCCUUGCCCUGUUGGUCGCCAGUGAAGUUAGCCGAGGCGCAGCUGUUCUCCAGGCUAACCGGGAUAUUGCUAAGGCGGUGCAGAAACGCAGUGUGCUUGGCAACAUUCCGCCAUGGAUGAAGUUGCUCCUUAACAUGCGCCCCGACGUCCCGGAGACGCCGGCAGCCGAUGCUGUCUCGGUUAUCAGCACCUCCGACCACGAAGACGCACCCGUUCAACCUCCUCCUGCCGCGGCCGCGCUGACGCCCUACUUCCGUCCACGCACCAACCACUGUUAUUUCCACACCGUAUCCUGCUUCGGCCGGCGACCCUCGCGACUCUUUCCCAGUAGCGGGCGGCGCUGAUGGGAUCCGUAAAAGAAAAUGAGAGUACACUGAGUGUACUCUCAUUUUGCUUAACUUUGUUCACCGCCCCUCGUAGUUCUCAUGGCAACCUUUGGGCAUGGAUAAGGUUGUA
Paramacrobiotus metropolitanus is the source of this 1014-nucleotide messenger RNA. RefSeq lists its product as uncharacterized. The record is from RefSeq and is a predicted model, not a curated record. The transcript has 3 exons. The coding region runs from base 531 to 902 and encodes 123 amino acids. Lineage: Eukaryota; Metazoa; Tardigrada; Eutardigrada; Parachela; Macrobiotidae.